AUGCCUGAUAGCUAUAAAACCGCAUUCAACCGACUUAUGUGCCUUCAGAAAAAAUUCAAACGCGAAGCCAACCUGAAGGAUAAAAUGCAAGCCGAAAUAGACAAUCUUUUGAUUAAGGGCUACGCAAGUAAGCUGAAUGUGGUAGAAGUAGCGACAAGCAAUAAUCCAGUAUGGUAUUUACCAAUUUUUGUCACCCAAAACCCGAAUAAGCCGAAUAGAGUUCGUCUUGUUUGGGAUGCUGCAGCAAAAUCCAACGGACGUUCGCUUAAUGACUUCUUUCUUACUAGACCCGACCUUUUAACAUCACUGGUGGAGGUUUUAUUAGCCUUCAGGAUUGGCCAGGUGGCUAUCUGUGGUGAUAUUGCUGAGAUGUUUCACCAGACCAAGGUGAGGGAGCAGGACAUGCACGCACAACGAUUCUUAUGGUGGGAAAAGGAGGACCAAUUAGAUCUGCCUAGCUGUUACGUCAUGAGUGCAUUAACAUUCGGGAUGAAUUGUGCUCCCUGCAUAGCGCAUUACAUUCGCAACAAAAACGCCGACCAGUUUCAACAACUUCACCCUCGAGCAGUGGAAGCCAUCAAAAACUACCACUACGUAGAUGAUUUCAUCGAUAGCGUGGACACUGAGGAAGCCCUGUGCUUGGCAAAUGAUGUUAAGACAAUUCACUUGUCUGCUGGAUUUAAUAUCUGCAACUGGGCGUCCAACUCUUCUUGGGUAGUUGAUCAGCUGACCAGCAACGGCUCUCCUGUACAAGCUCAUAAGACUUUAGGGUCCACUGAGAAAGUCCUUGGUAUGUACUGGGAUCCUUAUAACGAUGUCUUUGAAUAUAUUUUUAGAUUCGUUCGACUGAAGCGUGAUGUGUUGGAUGAGAAUGUAAGACCGACAAAACGAGAGACCUUGCAAGUUCUCAUGUCCAUAUUCGACCCUCUUGGUUUCGUCACCUGCUUUACCAUUGGGUUGAAAAUCCUUCUCCAAGAAGUCUGGCGUUCCGGUAUUGAUUGGGAUGCCGACCUGGCCACAAAGGUAUCGUUGCAGAUCAAUAGCGAAUUGUGGUUCACCGGACCGAAGUUUUUGGCCUAUGGAGUUGAAGAUUGGCCAACAUGUGAUGACCUUGGACCCGCCGAUACAACAGAAGUUAGACAUCAUUUGCUUCACGCUACAGCUUCAAAUGUACGAACUUCAGUUUCAAUAAGCAUAAACGUGGAAUACUUUUCUCAUUGGAGACGACUAUACCGAGCGUUGGCUAUUUUCAAGCUAUACAUAGAAAAGCUAAAAGCUGUUAUCCGAAAUAAACCCAUUCCAAACCAAGGGUCUUAUGAAAAUCUUCAAGACGCUAAGGUACAACUCUACAAAUGCGCACAGAUGAGUUUAUUCAGCAUAUCGAACUUAGAACGGGAUGGUUCUGGCAUUCUAAGGAUACGUAGUAAGGCUGAGAAUCUUAAUAAUCAACCAGAUGCUAUUGUCUUACCAAAGAAUCAUCACGUGACGUUCCUGAUUGUUUGUUCCUGGCAUGAAAACCACCACCACGUAUCACACGAAACGACCAUUUACAACAUCAUAGGGAUGUUUUACAUUCCACAACUGUGUGUACUAUACAAAUCCGUGCGGAAGAAGUGCCAAAGGUGCAAAAAAUACUAUGCUAUGCCUGCAGUUCCACAGAUGGCCACCUUACCAGCUGCAAGGUUAGCAGUGUUCGAGCGCCCUUUAACAUUUGUUGGCAUUGAUUAUUUUGGGCCCAUUUCCAUAAUAAUUGGACGAAGACGCGAGAAAAGAUGGGGUGUAAUAUUUACGUGCCUCACCGUUCGUGCCGUGCACAUAGAGGUGGCACACAGCUUAGACACCAGCUCAUGCAUUAUGUGCAUACGGAACUUCAUAUCACGCCGUGGAAUGCCUCGAGAAAUCUAUACCGAUAACGGCACAAAUUUCAAGGCCACUAAAAAAAUUUUAUGCGAUGAAUACAAAAACAUCAACUACUCAACUGUUGCUUCCAAAUACGAUGGACUUAGAUGGAAGUUCAACCCACCAGCAGCACCUCACAUGGGAGGGGCCUGGGAAAGGCUUGUCCGAUCCAUCAAAACUAUAUUGUAUAGUAUGGCUCCAAGGAACUUCAACGAUGAAACACUUAGAUGCGCGCUAUGGGAGGUGGAAUUCUUAAUCAAUUCCCGUCCACUCACAUUUGAGUCACUUGAGUCCUGCGACGACGAAGCCAUCACCCCAAACUAUCUUUUACUAGGCUCAACAACUGGAUACAAGCCUAUUUGCGAAGACAACAUAGACUUGCGACAGCGUUGGCAUCAAACCCAGUUGUUUUCUGAUAGAUUUUGGCAGAGAUGGCCUCCUUUAGCCCCUGGUGACGUGGUUGUCAUCGUAGACGAAAACCUAUCCCGAAACAGCUGGCCAAAGGGUAUCAUUGAAAGCGUAGUAACCGCGAAAGACGGUCAAGUCCGAAGAGCUAUGGUGAGAACUCAAACGGGAAUGCUAGAACGACAAACAAGCAAGAUUGCCGUCCUAGACGUCGAUAAAGGCUAA
Molecule: messenger RNA, 2529 nt
Organism: Eupeodes corollae
Lineage: Eukaryota; Metazoa; Arthropoda; Insecta; Diptera; Syrphidae
Exons: 4
Coding region: 1-2529 (842 amino acids)
Biological process (GO): DNA integration
Molecular function (GO): nucleic acid binding
Source: RefSeq, a predicted model, not a curated record